Molecule: messenger RNA, 3727 nt
Organism: Osmerus eperlanus (European smelt)
Lineage: Eukaryota; Metazoa; Chordata; Actinopteri; Osmeriformes; Osmeridae
Gene: gpr22a
Product: G protein-coupled receptor 22a
Exons: 5
Coding region: 1641-2978 (445 amino acids)
Biological process (GO): cellular response to hormone stimulus; G protein-coupled receptor signaling pathway
Cellular component (GO): plasma membrane
Molecular function (GO): G protein-coupled receptor activity; peptide binding
Source: RefSeq, a predicted model, not a curated record
AGAGCUGAUGCUAAGGGAACAGAUCAGAGAAACAGAGACCAGAGAGUGACAGAGACAAAGAGAGCCAAAGACACACUGCUGGAUAUAAAGGAGGAAGAUGAGUAGGAAGGGCUAUUACAGCUUGUAGACAGAGAGAGAGGGAUAGAGAGAGGGAGAGAGACCAAGCGAGCGAGAUAAAGAGAGAGGGAGGUAGGGGGAGCCUAACAGCCAGGGCAAGACAGAGAGUGGCACAGCAGAGAGGGAGAAAACAGAGAAGAGGAGAAGGAGAGCGCGUGUUUGUGCUUCCAAGCCUGGAUCCCUAAAGCGUAUCCUGGCCAGCCACCGACAGCAAUCGUGGAGAUACGGGAUUAAGGCUCUGCACCUCUUUCCAUCCCCUCAGACAGACAGCCUCAGCUUCCUGUCCCCAGCCCUGCAGUUUGCCGAGUCACACCUGACGAAGAGUCUCCGGUCGACCUAACGUAUAAUUUGUCUGUGGAGACUAAGAGUUGAAGGGCGGGGGGAGGACAAGGAGAUCUUAGAAGGACCACUAGCUGUCUGAGAGGAUUAAGGGGACACAGUGAUGGAGAGGGAGUCGCACAGACAGUCACCAUUAUGUCAUUCCCCCUCUCUUCUACAGCGUGAUAAAGGAAAGAAGAAAAAGUGAAAGAAAAAGUCCAAGAUGUCAAGGCCCUUGACCUCUCUCCUCUUAACCUGAUUCUUCCUCUGAUGUUCCACAUUUGGGCAGUCCGCCUACCUCGAGUUUGUUUAUUUUAACCCUGCAGAAUGUUUGGUCUGUGACCUUUGACCUUUCGGUUGGGUCAAACUGAGCGUGCUCCCGAGGUCAGCUGGCCUCCUUCCCGUGGAAUACAAUAGAAUCUGAGAUGAACUACAUAAGGGCCAUUAACCGUCAUUAGACCUAUACUGGACCUUCAACUAGCUCUUUGAGGAGACACUGAAGGACCAAUUCAUCUGACCACAUUCGAAACAUACAGAGAGCAUAGUCUAUACACCGAGUGGAGAGACUGAGCCUUCCGUAUAGCCUGACUGAAGGAAAGAGAGGUGUGCUCCCCCCUUCUACUCUAAAAGACAGGAUAACCUGAGUCUGGAAUUGUUCUGGCACUGGGAGCUUUAUGAGGAGCGGAGGACAUCAGAGCCCAUGGUUUCGAAAAAAUACAAAUGACAGACUAGAAAAAAGGGUGGAUGAAAGAAAUCAUUGAUUUCGAGAACCUCGUGGACUGACAUGCCCGUCCUCUCCGCCCACUCAAAGACGUGUGUGUGAGUGAGUACAACCGCUUACAGAACCGGCAGUGCUCUCUCCUCGCUGAAAUGCCAUGUUUCUGUGGAUGUAAAAGGUCAUGAUCCAUUUAUACUUGCUGUGUUGGACCCAGUCCUUCACUUACUGCUGUGAUAAAGAUAAACACUCUCUGAGAGACACUCUCUUCUGGACUUGAUCCAUCAAUUAAAGUCCAUAGGAGAUAUACCAUACAACCCACUCAAAAAAGCCUGUACUGGCUGGAUCAGCUGUGUUGAAAAAGGGCAGUGAAAGCACCAUGCAGUAAAACAAUGGUGGGAUCCUGUGAUUUUCUACUGAGAGCCAGGAAAAUCCCUCUAAAGUGCUUAAUGUACUCCUGAGGUGGAGAAAGUAUUCAUGGGAGGGGAUAAUGCAUACCCCCCCUGUGCUGACCUCAGAAGCCACCAUGAGCAACAUGACUGUCCUUGACAUGGCGGAACCCUCCGACCACUCCAUGACCCCACCCGUUGAGCCCUACCCUCUCAGUUUCCAGCUCCUUCUUCUCCUUCUCCAGGUGUCUCUGACUGGGUUCCUGCUGCUGGAGAUUGUCCUGGGUCUGAGCUCCAACCUCACCGUGCUGGUUCUCUACUGCAUGAAACAGAACCUGGUCAGCUCCGUCUCCAACAUAGUCACCAUGAACCUCCACGUUCUUGACGUUCUGGUGUGUGUGGCGUGCAUCCCUCUGACAACCGUGGUGGUACUCCUCCCCUUGGGGGCUGAUGCGGCCUUGGUUGACUGCUUCCACGAGGCCUGCGUCUCCUUCGCCAGUGUCGCCACCGCCGCCAACGUCCUGGCCAUCACCGUGGACCGCUACGACAUCUCCGUCCGCCCCGCGAACCGUGUGCUGACCAUGGGCCGGGCAGCAGCCCUCUUGGGCUCCAUUUGGACUCUAUCGUUCCUCAGUUUCCUGGUGCCCUUCAUGGAGGUGGGCUUCUUCAGCCAUUCCGACUCAGACUAUGGCUUUAACCAGACUACCGUGCUCCCUGAAAAUGAGUAUACCACAGAACAGGGACUGUACUACCACUUGCUAGCCCAGAUUCCCAUAUUCUUCUUCACAGCUGUGGUCAUGCUGGUCACAUACUACAAAAUCCUCCAGGCACUGAACAUUCGCAUAGGCACACGCUUCCAACACAACCCACCCAAGAAAAAGCCCAAGAAGAAAAAAACAAUCUCCUUGACCACGGCGCCACAGGCCGAGUCUACGGACGCGUCCCAGGGCAGCGCGGGGGUCAGAGGCGGAGGGAACACGCCACUGGGUAUGCGGACAUCAGUGUCUGUGAUCAUCGCGUUGCGGAGGGCGGUGAAACGCCACCGGGAGCGGCGGGAACGGCAGAAGCGUGUCUUUAGGAUGUCACUCCUCAUCAUCUCCACCUUUCUGCUGUGCUGGACACCGAUCACGGUGCUCAACACGGUUAUCCUGAGCGCUGGCCCCAGCGACUUCACUGUCAAGCUGAGGUUAGGAUUCCUUGUCAUGGCCUACGGGACCACAAUCUUCCAUCCGCUGCUCUACGCCUUCACCAGGCAGAAGUUCCAGAAGGUUCUGAAGAGCAAGAUGAAGAAGAGGGUGGUGUCGGUGGUGGAGGCUGACCCAAAUCCUAACAACGUGGUGAUCCAUAACUCCUGGAUCGACCCCAAGAGGAACAAGAAGGUCACCUUUGAGGAAACUGAGGUCAGGCAGAAGUGUCUAUCCUCCGUGGAUGUGGAAUAAGUUGAAACCGAACAGCAGCAUUGAGACAAUAUGGAAUAAGUUAAAUGGACAAAAUUGAACAACCUAGAGAACAUGUAAUAUGCCAAACCAUAUGAAUUCACUAGCAUGAGAUGUUCUAGCUGAAAUGACUUUCAACCACUGAGAUGAAGUGGGAUUCGUGAAACCAUCUGGAACAACUAUAACAUGGCAUAAGUAAACCAUUUGGAAUAACUUCGACAAUUUGUUAAGUCGAACUAUAAGGGAUUAAUUUGGACUGUGUGGAAGAAACUAUGACUAAAUCUUAUCAGAGAAAAGGUCUGAAGCUAGGUGGACACAUUGUUGGAUGUGACAAAGUGAUUGUGUUUGUGGGUCUGUGAUUCAUUGUGCAUAGUGUCCGAUUUUCUGGGGAUGGAAAGGAAGGGUGCAGAGUCGGUAAAGGUGAGCCAAGGUCGGGGGAGGGGGGCAAUAAUGGUGUGGAACACAAGGACACAAUGACUGAAGUUGCAAUUCAUUUUAAAAGGGAAACCACUGCACUGACACCGUAAUUUAACUGAAAGAGUAUUACAUGUAAAGCCUCCUGAGGGGGAUAAUUUAUUAUUAUUUAUUGUGUGAUAUGAUGGAGUGGGGUCAAGGACAUUUAAAAAUGCUGUUUAAUGGCUCUACUUACUGCAUGGCGUUGUUUAAGUAAUAUAUUAGACUAUAUGUGUACAGCCAUGUACAGUAUAGGAAAAAAUACAUUCAUACUUUAAGACUAAAUAUUUGUCCCUUUU